GUUGGUCUAGUGAGUUAGAGAAUACAAAUCAAACCAGUCCGUAAAGCUUUCUGGAAGAAGUAUCGAUCGACACGGCGAUAGCCCUGUCGAUCGAUAUUUUGAAAGGUGUGUCGAUCGAUAUGCCCAUUGGAUUAUCGAUCGACACUUUCUCGCGACCAAAAUAAUGAGAGUUGAGGUCCGAGAUCCAGAUUAGAUAAUCAAACAGAUUAUACUUUAGUUUGAAUUCAAGGACAAUUAAUAUUAAUAAACUCCUAAUUUCCCAAAUUAAGUAUUAUUUAUCAAACCUGAGAAUAUACCUGAAUCUAGCUACUUCAACCCAUUGUUAACAAACUCAAAACAAUCAAUCGAGUAAUAGACUUGCUCACCAACCAAUUUACUGCUUUAAAACCCAUAAACCAUUUAAUCUAGAUUUAUUUCAAGACCAUAAUCUAUUGUGUAAUCCUAGAGUCUCUGUGGACUCGAUCCCUAAGUACUACAUCUGAACCUUUUAUUUGAGAGAGUAAUUUACUCCUUAGGGUAAUUUGAGUGAUAUCACAUAUAUUUACCUUUUCCUCAAUAAAGUGAAAUUUUAGCAAUAUCUACAACUCUCGUCAAUGUGUCUUGGUCACAUUAUAGUUAUAUAAUUACAAAUACAUCACCGAAAAUGGGUUUGUUAUCUAUCUUCAGUUGGCUAACCAUGCAAAAUAAUAUAUCGGAAAUUAAAACUCACAAAACACCACUCGAACAAAGAUUGACACAUCAAACAAAGUGCGUUCAGAUAAAUUGACGCAAAAGGGAUUUAGAAGACUCAAAACGUCAAAAAAUAUGUCUUAAUCGGCCUUUCUCGUCAGUUUAUGCAAGGCAAGAAAAGAUAACACAUAACUCUAAAUUAACGCUGUUAAUUUUAAAUGGUUUGAAUUUCACCCUAAGAUUUUCUGGUCAUAGAACCUUUAGAUAUUCAAAAAGAAAAUCUGCUAACUAUAAAAAAGAUAAAAUAACACAUAAGGAAAAAUGACAACUUUAGUUUCUUAUCUUACAUGUACAUAUAUAAACUAUGAGUAUUAUUACAAUAAUGAUAUGAAAGAGUGGGAAAAGGAUAAAUAAUAUUUUUUAUAGAACUCACAAGCAUAAUAUUAAGUUCCCAUUCGUCUAGCUUUGUUAUUUCUUUUUACUCCCAUGACAGUUACUUCCUUUUUCUCGUCCUAUCAUCAUAUUCUUCAUUACAUUAGCCAUGCAAAUACAACAAGAAAAUUAUGGCAACAAAGCCUUGGUACUCUAUUUAAUUUUAACCAAAUUCUUCAGUGCCAUUACAGCAGGCAUCAACAUCUGCUUAACUUCCAUAAAACAUUACGACCUUACUUAUAGAGAUUCUCAAUAUAUACCUACUUAUUACAACCUAUUUGUCCUGAUGUCCCUCAAACAAAAAUUUACUCACCAUAAGAAAAUUAGAAACCGGCUGCUAUUUUACAUGCGGUUUUCCUUUGAUGAUAUAGUUAAGGUUAAUCAUCUUAAGGCUGAGACACAUUCACAAACAAAUAUCAAAAACAAUAGAAAAUAGUGGGGGUCAAAAGAAACUUUCAAUCUUCUGUUUGAUAACGUAAAUAUGAACAUACUAUAGUUAUAUUGGUCAACUCAACUUCAUGAAAGAAAGUGUAACUCAAAAUACAUUAACCUAAACAUGAGUUUCAUUUUGAAAGAAAUUCUAAAACUGAUACCGUACAUUCUCUUUAAUUUAUAUGAUAAAAUCUUGUAUCCUCACCCUAUAUAUUCUUAGUAUCUGUGCAUAUCAAAAUCCAUCCCAGCUUUUAAGCAUAAACGAAAUAAAAAGGACAAGGAAAAAAAAAAAGAUUAACCAAUAAGAUGGGAAGCAAAGCUGUUGUCUCAGUCUACUUAAUUAUUUCACUGUGUGCUGCCAUCUUUGUCACUCGUGGAGUAGCUCAAAUGCAAAAUCCGCAAGCGAUUCCAGGACUUUUUCCACCUGGCUUAGUACCUAUUGAUCUCGUCAAAUGUUGGUCGUCUCUCUUUACCGUCCAAGGAUGUGUCUUGGCAAUCUCCAACUCAUUUUUUUCUGGAAAAUUUGAAAACGUUGAAGCGGCAUGCUGCAAGGUGUUUUCAACUUUAGAUGCAAACUGUUGGCCUCAUAUGUUUCCUUUGAAUCCUUUCUUCCCUCCUCUCCUCAGGGACAAUUGUGCGCGUAUCAUCCCUAACUCCCCUGCACACAACUGAAAGGAACAAUGAUUGUUCAUCUUCAGUUUUAGACUAGUAUAUUAGCUUCAAUGUCUAAGUUUUUCAUGUGUGAACUCAAUUAUUAGGAGCCCUAUAUUUACCUUUUCCUCAAUAAAGUGAAAUUUUAGCAAUAUCUACAACUCUUUUCAAUGUGUCUUGGUCACAUUAUAGUUAUAUAAUUACAAAUACAUCACCGAAAAUGGGUUUGUUAUCUAUCUUCAGUUGGCUAACCAUGCAAAAUAAUAUAUCGGAAAUUAAAACUCACAAAACACCACUCGAACAAAGAUUGACACAUCAAACAAGGUGCGUUCAGAUAAAUUGACACAAAAGGGAUUUAGAAGACUCAAAACGUCGAAAAAUAUGUCUUAAUCGGCCUUUCUCGUCAGUUUAUGCAAGGCAAGAAAAGAUAACACAUAACUCUAAAUUAACGCUGUUAAUUUUAAAUGGUUUGAAUUUCACCCUAAGAUUUUCUGGUCAUAGAACCUUUAGAUAUUCAAAAAGAAAAUCUGCUAACUAUAAAAAAAAAGAUAAAAUAACACAUAAGGAAAAAUGACAACUUUAGUUUCUUAUCUUACAUGUACAUAUAUAAACUAUGAGUAUUAUUACAAUAUACUGAUAUGAAAGAGUGGGAAAAGGAUAAAUAAUAUUUUUUAUAGAACUCACAAGCAUAAUAUUAAGUUCCCAUUCGUCUAGCUUUGUUAUUUCUUUUUAUUCCCAUGACAGCUACUUCCUUUUUCUCGUCCUAUCAUCAUAUUCUUCAUUACAUUAGCCAUGCAAAUACAACAAGAAAAUUAUGGCAACAAAGCCUUGGUACUCUAUUUAAUUUUAACCAAAUUCUUCAGUGCCAUUACAGCAGGCAUCAACAUCUGCUUAACUUCCAUAAAACAUUACGACCUUACUUAUAGAGAUUCUCAAUAUAUACCUACUUAUUACAACCUAUUUGUCCUGAUGUCCCUCAAACAAAAAUUUACUCACCAUAAGAAAAUUAGAAACCGGGUGCUAUUUUACAUGCGGUUUUCCUAAAAUGAUAUAGUUAAGGUUAAUCAUCUUAAGGCUGAGACACAUUCACAGAUGUUAAACCAAAUAUCAAAAACAAUAGAAAAUAGUGGGGGUCAAACGAAACUUUCAAUGUUCUGUUUGAUAACGUAAAUAUGAACAUACUAUAGUUAUAUUGGUCAACUCAACUUCAUGAAAGAAAGUGUAACUCAAAAUACAUUAACCUAAACAUGAGUUUCAUUUUGAAAGAAAUUCUAAAACUGAUACCGUACAUUCUCUUUAAUUUAUAUGAUAAAAUCUUGUAUCCUCACCCUAUAUAUUCUUAGUAUCUGUGCAUAUCAAAAUCCAUCCCAGCUUUUAAGCAUAAACGAAAUAAAAAGGACAAGGAAAAAAAAA
This is a messenger RNA of Brassica napus (rape), 3597 nucleotides long. RefSeq lists its product as uncharacterized. The record is from RefSeq and is a predicted model, not a curated record. Gene Ontology annotation, cellular component: vesicle; extracellular region. The transcript has a single exon. The coding region runs from base 1840 to 2205 and encodes 121 amino acids. Lineage: Eukaryota; Viridiplantae; Streptophyta; Magnoliopsida; Brassicales; Brassicaceae. Gene Ontology annotation, biological process: regulation of protein localization to cell surface; regulation of double fertilization forming a zygote and endosperm; double fertilization forming a zygote and endosperm.